Ananas comosus (pineapple) is the source of this 1604-nucleotide messenger RNA. RefSeq names its product replication protein A 70 kDa DNA-binding subunit B-like. The record is from RefSeq and is a predicted model, not a curated record. Gene Ontology annotation, biological process: DNA replication; DNA repair; DNA recombination. Gene Ontology annotation, cellular component: nucleus. Gene Ontology annotation, molecular function: DNA binding. NCBI's taxonomy places the organism in Eukaryota, Viridiplantae, Streptophyta, Magnoliopsida, Poales, Bromeliaceae.
AUUUGAUUUCAAAUAAUACUUCAAGGUAGAACUCACCAAUGGAUUAUGAUAUUGUUUCACAAAUAUCAACAAGCAAAAAAAAUUGCAGAAUCAAAGUAAGAGUUGUGAGAACUUGGGAUUCAAUCAUUCCUCCAUUUCAGAAUCUAAUCAGUACUGACUUCCUUUUGCUGGAUGAGCAAGAAAAUUCUAUUCAAGCAUUCGCUCGAAAGCAAGAAGCAAGUGAUUUUAAAGAUUUGCUUACAGAGGGCAAUGUCUAUUAUCUUGCAAACUUUAAUAUCCUUCCAAACAAAAAAAGUUAUAGAGCUGCGAAUGGAAAAUAUAUUAUUCAACUAACGAGGUCAACAACUGUUAAUGAAACAAAGGAUCAUGUAGAUGCCAUCCCUUUGCAUAAAUUUACUUUCACUGAUUUUCUCGAUAUUUCAGAUGAUAAUGAAAACAAUGUUAAUCUUCUAGAAGUCAUUGGUCAAAUUAUAUCUGUUGGUUCUCUUACACAUCUCUAUGCUGGACCGAAGUUAACUCCAAAAAGAAUUGUAGAAAUACAGAAUUUGAGGAAGGACAAAUUAUCUGUUACAUUAUGGGACAAGUUUGCAACGGACUUUGAUGAAGAUGCAAUCAUGAAUAAAGAAAAAGAUAUUCCUGUUAUUAUCAUAUUUGUAGGAAUGACAAUUAAAACUUUCAAAGAAAUAGCUACAAAUACAAAGUCACUUGCAGAACUGCUGAAACUUGAUUGGCAACACUUUCAAGGUACAAAAUUUAUCUGUAAAGCUCAACUAAAAUCCAUUGACACAACAUAUGGAUGGUGGUAUCGAGCUUGCUAUCGAUGUAAAUGUGCAGUCAGAAAUUAUGGAGAAACUUUUUGCUGCAGCAAAUGCGGUCGAAAUGAUAAACCACCCAUUCCAUGGUAUAAGUUGAACACAAUUGUAGAAGAUGAAACAGCGACAGCAAAUUUCACUAUAUUUGGAAAAUUAGCGCAAGAUUUGAUACAAAUACCAGCAUCCCAACUUGCCACAGCUACAAAUGCUGACAGAUACACACUCCCACCUAUAAUUAGUACUAUUCUUGGAAGUACGCAUAUCUUUCAAAUUAUUCUGAGCACACGAACCUUCAAUACAGAAAGUAUGAGUUUCAAAGUAGUUAGAAUUUUAUCUCCUGAAAGAGAAACGGCAACAACAUCUGAACAGUUUGCUUCUUCAUCCUCUUAUACAAUUUCUUCACAUAAUCAUACUCAACAAGCAAAAAGAAACAGAGAAGAUCAACUAGAGUUAUAUUUAGAACAUACACCAUCAAAGCAAGAAAUGAGCAUCCCGGAUGUGACCUCUCCUUAUGCAAAUUCUCCUAAAUCUCCAGAAGAUACAGUCUCAACACCACCUGCCAAAAAAAUCUUCAACAAUCCCACAAGGACAAAUUAGCAAUCUGUACAUAGAUACAGUUCUAAACUGAAGCUAUACAUAACUAACUAUGCUUUUUGUAUCAAUGUAGAAUUUUAUGUAUGUAUAAGGAAAUGAAUCUGCACAACUACAAACUAUCUUUUUGAGGUGUUUUUUGUUACUGGCACAUUUGUAUAUGUCAAUCGCAAGCUAUGCUUUUCAGCUACUUUUUACAAA